ACUCAGAGCAAGUUGAAGAGUUUGAGGGUCAGAGUGGGACACGCGUCGUUUCCAAGUCUCCUUCCAGUCGUCGCCGGUGCCGCCGCAACCGUUGUCGUCGUAGUGUUGCCUGUGGUAUCAUUUAUAUGCUCACUAGCAGGCAUAGAGUGGCGCGUCAACGAUAUAAUCGUAUACGAUCAUCAGCAUGGCUGUCGUCGCUGUUUCCAGCUUUGUCUCGUUACUAUUUGUGGCCUUGAUCUCUAUUUAUUUGGUUGCAAGUGAGAAUCGUGAUUUCGGAGGUGCAGUUUUCAGUGUGAAUUCCAAAUUCUAUGGAAAUGAGCGGUCACUUGGCGUUCUCAAAGCUCAUGAUAGUCUCCGUUUCAGUCACCUUAAAAUUCUAGCCUCCGGCGUCGACUUUCAUAUAGGUGGAAUUGGUCGUCUUGAUGAUGUCGGGCUUUACUAUGCCAAGAUUGGAAUUGGAACACCACCAAGGGAAUACUAUGUGCAAGUAGAUACUGGAUGUGAUAUAAUGUGGAUCAAUUGCAUAGAUUGCCAAGAUUGCCCCAAGAAAGGCUAUCAUGGGCUGGACCUUACACUAUAUGAUCGAGAGUUAUCACUCACUGGAAAACCGGUGAUGUGUGAUGAAGAAUUUUGCAGAGAGAUUAAUGGGGGUACAGUUAAUGGUUGCAAGGCAAAUGUACCUUGUCUGUAUACCGAGAUUUAUGGAGAUGGGAGUGAAAGUAUUGGUUCCUUUGUCAAGGAUGCCAUCCAAUAUGACAGUGUGUCCGGUGACUUUGAAACUAAGAUGGCAACCGGAAGCGUUGUUUUUGGGUGUGGUGCUAACCAAACUGGCAACCUAGCUUCUUCUGAGGAGGCAUUUGAUGGGAUUCUUGGUUUUGGAAAAUCAAAUUCAUCCGUCGUCUCACAGCUGGCUUCUUAUGGGAAAGUGAAAAAGAUGUUUGCACAUUGUUUAGAUGGCGAUAAUGGUGGUGGCAUCUUUGCAAUUGGGCAUGUUGUUCAGCCGAAAGUUAAUUCAACGCAUUUGAUCCAAGACGAGCCACAUUACGCUGUCAAUGUCACGGGAAUUGAAGUUGGUACAGAGUGUCUGAAUCUUUCAACAGAUUCGUAUGGAAGAGGAGAGAAGAGAAAAGCAAUAAUAGAUAGUGGUACAACUUUGGCAUAUCUUCCAAAAGUGAUCUACAAACCAUUGAUGGAUAAGAUAGUUGAAGGAUGGUCUGAUAUGAUAAGUAUUCUUCAAGACCAGUAUACAUGCUUUAAAUUCUCUGGAAGUGUUGAUUAUAAAUUUCCUGCAGUGACAUUCCAUUUUGAAAAUUCACUUUCCUUGAAAGUUUAUCCUCAUGAUUAUUUAUUUGUGUUGGAAGAUUUCUUAUGUUUUGGAUGGCAAAAUAAUGACAUCGAUCCCGUAAGUUCAAGUGACACGAUUGUAUUGGGAGAUCUGGUACUCUCGAAUAAGCUAGUCUUGUAUGAUCUUGAAAACCAGACAAUUGGAUGGACCGAGUAUAAUUGCUCUUCAAGCAUCAUGCUGAGGGAUGAAGCCACCGGAUCGGUACAUUUGGUUGGUGCUCAUUCUAUAACUUCUGCUUGCAGUAGGAUUAUUUAUAGCCCUGUGAUGUUCUUGUUACUGAUUGCUCUAUUGAACCUCAUAAUGUCUUGACUUUGAACUCCUCUAUAGACAAUUAAUGGUAAAUUAUGGAGCUAGGAAUUCAUUAAGGACUUAAA
Molecule: messenger RNA, 1719 nt
Organism: Cynara cardunculus var. scolymus (artichoke)
Lineage: Eukaryota; Viridiplantae; Streptophyta; Magnoliopsida; Asterales; Asteraceae
Product: aspartic proteinase-like protein 2
Exons: 10
Coding region: 185-1654 (489 amino acids)
Biological process (GO): proteolysis
Molecular function (GO): aspartic-type endopeptidase activity
Source: RefSeq, a predicted model, not a curated record